AUGUCUACCACCACCAAACGGGAGUUCGAGGAGCUGGGUGCUCAAUCCCAUUGGCAGCAGCUAUACUGGGAAAUUCGAAAUGAGUCUCAUGACUAUCCUCAUAGUGCCAAGUUUCCAGAAAACAGAGAUCGAAACAUCCGAGACGUAAGCCCAUAUGAUCAUAGUCGUGUUAAACUGCAAAAUACUGAAAAUGAUUCUAUUAAUGCCCGCUUAAUUGACACAGAAGAGGCACGAAGGAGUUAUAUCUUAACACAGGGUGCACUUCCUAACACAUGUUGUCACUUCUGGCUCAUGGUUUGGCAGCAGAAGACCAAAGCAGUUGUCAUGCUAAACCGAAUUGUGGAGAAAGAAACUGUUAAAUGUGCCCAAUAUUGGCCAAUAGAUGACCGAGAGAUGCUGUUUGAAGAAAUUGGAUUUAGUGUGAAGCUCCUGUCUGAAGAUGUGAAGUCAUGCUAUACAGUACAUCUACCACAAUUAGAAAAUACGGAUAGUGGUGAAUCCAGAACAAUAUCUCACUUUCAUUAUACUACCUGGCCAGAUUUUGGAGUACCUGAAUCACCAGCUUCAUUUCUCACUUUCUUGAUUAAAGUGAGAGAAUAUGGCUCCUUGAACCCUGACCACGGGCCUGCAGUGAUCCACUGUAGUGCAGGCAUAGGGCGCUCUGGCACCUUCUCUCUAGUAGACACAUGUCUUGUUCUGAUAGAAAAAGGAGAUGAUAUUAAUAUUAAACAAGUGUUACUGAAUAUGAGAAAUAGCGAAUGGGACUUUAUUCAAACACCAGAUCAACUCAGAUUCUCUUAUAUGGCCAUUAUAGAAGGAGCAAAGUGUAUAGAGGGAGAUUCAAAUAUACAGAAACGGUGGAAAGAACUUUCUAAAGAAGACUUAAGUCCUGCUUUCAAUCAUUCACCGAACAAAAUAAUCAUUGAAAAGUAUAAUGGAAACAGACUCGGUCUAGAAGAAGAGAAACUGACAGGUGACCGGUGUACAGGACUUUCCUCUGAAAUGCAAGAUACCAUGGAGGAAAACAGCGAGAGUGUUCUACGGAAACGUAUUGGAGAGGACCGAAAGGCUACCACAGCUCAGAAGAUGCAGAAGAUAAAACAGAGGCUCAGUGAGACUGAACGAAAAAGAAAAAGGCCAAGAUUGACAGACACCUAAGCAUUCAUGACUUGAGAAUAUUCUGCAGCUAUAAAUUUUGAACCUUUGAUGUACAAAGCAA
Dipodomys ordii (Ord's kangaroo rat) is the source of this 1219-nucleotide messenger RNA. Its product is annotated as tyrosine-protein phosphatase non-receptor type 2-like. Lineage: Eukaryota; Metazoa; Chordata; Mammalia; Rodentia; Heteromyidae. Gene Ontology annotation, biological process: protein dephosphorylation. Gene Ontology annotation, molecular function: protein tyrosine phosphatase activity. The record is from RefSeq and is a predicted model, not a curated record.